This is a messenger RNA of Sciurus carolinensis (gray squirrel), 1582 nucleotides long. RefSeq names its product thymidine kinase 1 (gene Tk1). The transcript is spliced from 6 exons. Bases 187 to 978 code for a protein of 263 amino acids. The record is from RefSeq and is a predicted model, not a curated record. Gene Ontology annotation, molecular function: ATP binding; thymidine kinase activity. Gene Ontology annotation, biological process: thymidine metabolic process. NCBI's taxonomy places the organism in Eukaryota, Metazoa, Chordata, Mammalia, Rodentia, Sciuridae.
ACCGAGUGCGUGCUCUCUCCCGCCGGCUCCGCCGGGCGCUGAUUGGCUUCGGGGCGGCGGCGCCGGCUCCGGAUUGGCCAGUGCGCUGGGUUUAAAGGUAGGAGCGCCAAAUCGGCGGGAACCUGCGGGCGUGUAGUGCAAGGAGAUCUCGGACGCUGGGAGUGGUGAGGUGGUCUCCGAGACGCCAUGAGCUGUGUCAAUCUACCCACCGUGCUGCCCGGCUCCCCCAGCAAGAUCCGGGGGCAGAUCCAGGUGAUUCUCGGGCCCAUGUUCUCAGGAAAAAGCACUGAGCUGAUGAGGCGGGUGCGUCGCUUCCAGAUCGCCCAGUACAAGUGCCUUGUCAUCAAGUAUGCCAAAGAUACUCGCUACAGCAACAGCUUCUCCACUCAUGACCGGAACACCAUGGACGCGCUGCCCGCCUGCCUGCUCCGGGACACAGCCCAGGAGGCCCUAGGCGUGGCUGUCAUCGGCAUCGACGAGGGGCAGUUUUUCCCCGACAUUGUGGAGUUCUGCGAGGCCAUGGCCAACUCCGGCAAGACAGUGAUCGUGGCCGCGCUGGACGGGACUUUCCAGAGGAAGGCCUUCGGCACCAUCCUGAACCUGGUGCCCCUGGCCGAGAGCGUGGUGAAGCUGACCGCUGUGUGCAUGGAGUGCUUCCGGGAAGCUGCCUACACCAAGAGGCUGGGCCUGGAGAAGGAGGUAGGCGGCCUCUGCUGCAGGGCGGGCCGGGCGGCGGCUCCCUCCAGCCCCAGCCCUUCCUCAUCCCUUUCAUGUCCCUGCUGCCAGGUUGAGGUGAUUGGUGGAGCUGACAAGUACCACUCCGUGUGUCGCCUGUGUUACUUCAAGAAGUCCUCUGUCCAGCCUGCCGGGCUGGACAACAAGGAGAACUGCCCGGCGCUGGGGGUGGCAGGGGAGACGGCUGCCGUCCGGAAGCUCUUUGCCCCACAGCAGAUCCUGCAGUGCAGCCCCACCAACUGAGGGGCCCAGGACCCUCUGCAGACCCCGCUGCUGGCCUGCACGCUACGUGACCUGAGGAGCCUGGGCGUGGGCAGGAGGGCCCGUGCCUGUGGGACUUGCGUGGGACUUGCCGUCUCCUGCCUGGUGUCGGUCACGGCUCCCUCCUCGACUCCUGGGCCCUUUCUCAGUUCUCCUCCCAGCUGCUGGGAAGGCCGCCUGGGCUGGAGCCUGUGUGUCUGGUGGUUUGGGGUCUGGUUGCAGCUGAGGGCAGAGCAGCAUGCAGUUGUGACAUGGGCUGCUGGCCGGCUUCUUCCCCUUUGGUGGCUGUCACUGCUGGGUUUCUGUUCUCCCUAGAAAGUCUGCACUGCACGUCAGCUGCAGCCCCACAGACUCCGGCGGCCCCCUCCGAGGAUCGCCUGUGCUCCUGACCCCUUGCUGCACUUUGGGCUGAAAGCCCUUCCUGUGCUCUGCAGAUGACGUCAUCUUUCACGUGGGUGGCACGAGCCUGCUGGGGCUUGACCCCAGGGGCUUGUUUCUUACAGGAGGAGGGAAGGUAGGGAGAAGGCCAUGCAUUUUUUCACUAUUGUAUGAAAUUAAUAACUAAUAUUAAAAUCCACGAGCUGGG